Molecule: messenger RNA, 3233 nt
Organism: Anguilla anguilla (European eel)
Lineage: Eukaryota; Metazoa; Chordata; Actinopteri; Anguilliformes; Anguillidae
Gene: got2a
Product: glutamic-oxaloacetic transaminase 2a, mitochondrial
Exons: 10
Coding region: 86-1372 (428 amino acids)
Biological process (GO): L-aspartate catabolic process; biosynthetic process
Cellular component (GO): mitochondrion
Molecular function (GO): pyridoxal phosphate binding; L-aspartate:2-oxoglutarate transaminase activity
Source: RefSeq, a predicted model, not a curated record
UGCGAUUCCUCGACGAGCCUGCCAACUGCCUAACCAUUUCAUCCUGUCACUUCACCCCGUGCUUUGCCUCGAGCAGCGAACCACCAUGGCCCUACUGAAAUCCAGCAAGAUCUUCUCCAGUAUCGGGACUUUCUCCCCUUCGUUGGGGGUGUUCCCCAUUCGAGCAAGCUCAUGGUGGUCGGAGGUGCAGAUGGGGCCCCCCGACCCCAUCCUGGGGGUGACGGAGGCCUUCAAGCGCGACAGCAACCCCAAGAAGAUGAACCUGGGCGUGGGCGCGUACCGUGACGACCAGGGCAAGCCCUACGUCCUGAGCUGCGUGCGCAAGGCAGAGGCCCUGAUCGCCUCCAAGAAGCUGGACAAGGAGUACCUGCCGAUCGGAGGCCUGGGGGAAUUCACCAAGGCCUGCGCGGAGCUGGCCCUGGGUGCUGACAGCGAGGUCCUGAAGAGCGGCAGGAGUGUUACCGUCCAGAGCAUUUCUGGCACCGGGUCACUGAGAAUCGGCGCCGACUUCCUGUCCCGCUUCCACACGGCUGUUCGGGACGUGUACCUGCCCAAACCCUCCUGGGGAAACCACACCCCCAUCUUCAGGGAUGCGGGCAUGCAGCUCAAGGCCUACACCUACUAUGACCCCAGCACCUGCGGGUUCAACUCCAAGGGAGCCCUGGAUGAUAUCUCGAAAAUCCCGGACAAGAGCGUCCUGUUGCUGCACGCCUGUGCCCACAACCCCACGGGGGUGGACCCGCGACCGGAGCAGUGGAAGGAGAUCGCCGCCCUAGCGAAGAAAAAGAACCUGCUGGUGUUCUUCGACAUGGCGUACCAGGGCUUCGCCAGCGGGGACAUCGACCGCGACGCCUGGGCCGUGCGCCACUUCAUCGCGGAGGGCCACAACAUCGUGCUGUCCCAGUCCUUCGCCAAGAACAUGGGCCUGUACGGCGAGCGUGUGGGCGGGUUCACGGUGGUGUGUAACGACGCGGAGGAGGCCAAACGCGUGGAGUCCCAGCUGAAGAUCCUCAUCCGCCCCAUGUACUCCAACCCACCCAUGAACGGGGCCCGCAUCGCCGCCACCAUCCUCAACACCCCCGAGCUGCGCAGCGAGUGGUUGGAGGAGGUCCACAGCAUGGCCAAUCGCAUCAUCAAGAUGAGGGAGCAGCUGGUGGCCAACCUGAAGAAGGAGGGCUCCACCCUCAACUGGCAGCACGUCAUCGACCAGAUCGGCAUGUUCUGCUUCACCGGCCUCAAGCCAGAGCAGGUGGAGCGCCUGACGAAGGAGUUCUCGGUCUACAUGACGAAAGACGGGCGCAUCUCCAUGGCGGGCGUCACCUCGGGCAACGUGGCCUACCUGGCGCACGGGAUCCACGCGGUCACCAAGUGAAGCGGGUGCCCGCGGCGCCCGGCAGCCGCCCACAACACCGGGGGCAUCCGACGAAAAAUCUCAUUACUGGUGGUGGGGGGGGGGGGGUGGGGGGGGGGAACGGCUUUUCCAUAAUUAUUAUUACUUUUCUGUGUCUGUCCCAGACACUUGCAUAGAAGGAGGAGAAAAAAAAAAAGCUCAAGUUUUAGGAAUCUGCAUCAUGGCUUGAGUUCAUAAUGUAUUAAUGUGAGUUCACUUUGUGUGUCCCCUGUGAUCAGGGUGUUAACAGUCCGUCUGUUCCUCAGACCUGUACAAUACCACCCGCUCCCCCCCCCACUCCCAUCUGAAAAGGUUAAAGGUCAUUGGCCAGGGCCCAGAAGGGCCAAUGGGGUUUGGGUGCACAGCAGAGACUUGAGCACAAAUUCAACCAAUCAUUGUCUUAAUUGGGCAAAUUUAGCCCCUCCUCCUUGUUCUGAGGAUGUUUGUUGCUAGGAAACCUGGAUUCUGCCCCCCCCCCCCCCCCAAGGUGCAGGCCUGAGUAGAUCUAUAACAGUGCUUGCAUUCUUCUGGAUUUAUUCAGAUAAGAGAGCAGCACACACUUAUGGUUUUUUGACUUAUGCUGGAUAGGAUAAAUAUGACCGCUUCAGUUGACCCCACCUACCCCAAAUCCCAAAACCUUUUUGAACUUUUCAGAUGGGAGUUUAUCCUGUUCACAAAGCACUGAUGUGUUUGCAUUUUUUUUUCUUUUUUUCAAAAACAAAAACCCUUGGUUUUAACAAGGAAUAUUUUCUUGACCAUGUGGUUACUUGGGAGGAAGCUUGCUAUUUUAACUGAAUCCAAAAAUAUAUAUAUUUAAAAUGUCCUAAUUUAAAAACGUGCUGCCCCCUCCUGAAAAGUGUUUUUCAGUGUUUUGUCUGUAGUAUAACAUGCAUCUGUGCUGUUUCACAAGUCCCUCGAUCAAAAAAACAAAAACAAAAAAAAAGGCGGAUCAUGCUGCAGUAAUGGAACCAUAGCACCUAUUCAGUUGAGGUCGGCCGUGUUGCUUCUGCGAUGCACCGAUACCAGGAACGGCUCCAACUACGAGUGUGUCCCUGUGUGCUCUGAGGUAUCGUUAAGGAAUAACGGCCCCCCGUUCUUAAAGAUUUGCACUUGUGACUUUAAAACGAGCUGGGGCGACAUCGAACGGAAACCUGAAAAUGGCCGCCGGGUACUCUCCUGGAGGAGAUACGGCUAUCUCCUUUACAGCUGGCUUCAGGUUUCUGUUUGGAUUACUCCACCCGUCUACUCUGUAGAUAAUAAUCUGAGCCCUCUUUUUCCUCACACGUGUGUCGAGCGCUCACGCCCGCUCUGAAUAUCUAACAUGCUUGAUGUGGCAUCAUUCUGUGCUUAUCGUGCACUUCGGAAAGAGCUGGCAGCGUUAAUACGUCAAAUCAGUCAAUAUUUGCGUGAGAGCUUUAUCCCAGGAUUGACCAAUCAGUUCUGUUUAAUCACAGAUUUGACCUUUGCCCCCUCUCCACACCUCCCCCCCAUUAACCACCUGGUUGUCUGACUGACUUAAGAUGGAGGCUGAACUAAAACUAAAACUAGUAUUUUUAUCUUAACGUAUGCUGGCUUUUUCUUGGUCUGUCAUUCAUUUUUGGUCUCCUCUGACCACAGAGGGUGCAAAUGCAACCGCAAAAACGCAGUCAUUUAUUUCAAAAAAAAGUAACUGGUUUUUAUUUCAAAGUAGUCACUCACUCACUAGCUCACUCACCCUCAAGGUCAGGCUGGAGUCAACGCACCACAUUUCAGCAUCGAAUGUACAAGAAAAAUGGCAGUUAUCUGUGUCUCAGCGGCGUCCACAACCGCCUGCACUCAUUCUGAAAAUAAAGUGAGCUCUGUA